AUGAAAAACCUACGUCGCAGAUUGAAGCAGAAGUCUCGCUCCCACGAUGACAACGCUGAACCAGCCAACCAAUCCCCAGCUUCAGAGCCGACAGCCUUGACAACACAGGUGACAAAUGCCCCUGUCCAGCUGCCAGAUUCACAUAUUGAUCAGUCGGGCAAUUUUGGAAAUGCCCUGAAGCUUACAGUGACCAAGCUACUUCCACGAGCCUCUCAGAAUGGCGAGAUAUUUCUCAUCCAUCAAUCGGCUAGGGACUUCUUACUCAACAAGGUGCCUGAGAAAAUCCUUCCUCAUGGUAUCGAGCUACAGCAUUAUGCCAUAUUUAUAAUGUCUCUGGCAGCUCUUUCAGCUAUUCUUAAACGAGGUAUAUAUGCAUUAGAUACUGAAGAACUAGCAGGACUUGCCGGUGAUCAAAUAUUGGCCCCCAUCCCUGACCCUUUAGCCCCGAUUCGAUACUCUUGCGUUCAUUGGGUUGAUCAUCUGAAGAACUCACAGCCUCAGGGUGGACUAGGUAGACAUGAGCUACAAGACAACGGUAUUGUCCGUGAGUUCUUUCAGACGAAGUAUUUGAAUUGGCUGGAGGCGCUUAGUCUCUUAUGCAGAGUUCCAGAGGGGGUCCUAGCUGUCCAGAAUCUUGAAGCCCUAGCAGAGCACAUGGAAUCUAUGCGACUAGUUGAAUUGCUCCAAGAUGCUCGUCGAUUUGUUCUCUUUCAUAAACUCGCCGUAGAGGUCGCUCCGUUGCAGGUAUACGCUUCAGCACUUGUUUUUAGCCCCACCAGAAGCUUGAUCAAGCAACUGUACGAGAACGAAUUGUCUAUCCGCAUCAUUCCUCCCACAGCUGUGGGAUUAGAUUGGAGUGCGUGUCUCCAGACAAUGGAUCAAAAUAAACAUGGAUUGUGGGGGGAAGUUAGGUCGGUAUGCUUCUCUGCUGGCGGCCAGUGGCUAGCUUCAGGUUCAGGUAUCAAUUGGGAUAUGGAUAUGAAUGCGAGUACGACUUACGUCAAAGUCUGGAGUACGUCUACGGGUCAAUACUUACAAGUGCUUGCGGGUCACAAGGAUUGUAUUAAUGCUGUAGCAUUCUCGCCAAACAGUCUCCUGUUGGCGUCGGGCUCAAGUGACAGCACUGUCAGGAUAUGGAAUCCGAUAACAGGCGAAUGCACAAAUGUGCUCCAUGGCCACGAACAUGGCGUCACGUCACUAUCAUUCUCUCCAGAUUCCUCGAAAGUGGCAUCAGACUCAUAUGAUGGCACUGUCAACGUAUGGCAUGCCGCCACAGGUACCUGCUUCAGGACAAUUAAUGACAGUCACCAGGCUAUUACUUCAAUCGCUUUUCUGUCUGGAAACGAGCGAUUGGUUUCAGUUACGAGAGUAAUUAGGGUUAACUUCUGGGAUUUAUCUACUGGAAGGCUAGAAAACAUAGUUGAGUACGAAGAUGAUUCCGUUGUCGACCCGGAUUUUGCAGCAAAUUGCUUACAAUUAGUAACCGUACCGCACAACAAUAUUCUCCAAAUUUGGGGUUCAUUUCCAAUCGAAUGUUUGCAGACAAUUCACAGUUACCCGGUUGUUUUAGUAGCAUUGUCAUCGGAUGGCACACGACUAGCGUCAGCAUUAAGGAACAGCAAGAUUGGAAUCUGGGAUACACACACCGGCCAACGUCUGCAAACUCUAGAAGGACACUCCUACUUAAUUGUGUCAUUGGCCUUUGCGUUGAAUGGAAUGCAACUUGCAUCAGGGUCCACAGAUGGGUCGGUUAGGAUCUGGAAUCUCGUUAACAGCCCAAACCUACCGAUACAAAGUAGGCAAGAGAGUCCGUCAAAUGCUAUUGGUCAUAUCCAGGUAUUGUCUGAUAGUAUUUGUCUCUCCGUCGAUAUCAGUAUCUCGGUUUUGAAGGUGUGGGACAGAAACACAGGUGCAUGCCUAAGAGUAUUUCAAAGCCACGAAACGGAAGAAACAGAUGUGAUGCCGACCUUGCCUUUAUCUUCGGAUGGCAAAAGGGUAGCACUGGCAUCAGACGAUGGUUGUUUCAGCAUUUGGGAUGUGUCUACAGGUUCGCAAACGCAGAAAUUCAAGGGAGAAUAUCGCGACAUCACUCGCGCGGUUUUCUCUUCAGACGAUGCAUUUCUAGCCUCUGGAUCGACCGACGGAGUUAUCCAGAUAUGGAACCCAGUCACGGGUACCUGUAUUCAGACAUUUGGUGAUCGCUGCAAUUCCAGUGUCAAGAUCCUUGCAAUUGCGCCCGACAAUAUGCGGGUAGUCUCUGUGUUUGAUAAUAAUUCCAUUGGUAUAUGGAAUGUUGCUAGCGGCCGUUGUCGGUGCACCACUCAAAAAGAUGAUCUGUACAAGGACAUCGUUUUGCUGGCGUUUUCUUGUGAUUCGAAACGGUUAGCAUUGGGGUCAAAGUAUGGGUCCAUCUACAUCAUCAAUGGACAAGACGGCUCAGGCCGACAAACACUUAACAAUGAUACAAUUCAUGGAUUGGUAUAUCCUCUUACAGCAUUGGCGUUCUCACCAGACAACACAAUGCUUGCUUCAGAAUCAGAUGAAGUGAGAGUCUGGGACAUAUCCGCAGAGACCUGUCUGUGUAGGAUAAACCAACCUUUUUUUACUCGACUCUCGUGGGACCUUAAUAACGACUCUCGUCUAUAG
This is a messenger RNA of Fusarium venenatum, 2646 nucleotides long. The record is from RefSeq and is a predicted model, not a curated record. NCBI's taxonomy places the organism in Eukaryota, Fungi, Ascomycota, Sordariomycetes, Hypocreales, Nectriaceae.